This is a messenger RNA of Penicillium brevicompactum, 339 nucleotides long. RefSeq names its product Dabb family protein. The transcript is spliced from 3 exons. The record is from RefSeq and is a predicted model, not a curated record. Bases 1 to 339 code for a protein of 112 amino acids. Lineage: Eukaryota; Fungi; Ascomycota; Eurotiomycetes; Eurotiales; Aspergillaceae.
AUGUCGAUCACUCACAUUGUUCUGUUUCAAUUCAAAGCUGACCUGGCUGCGGAGGUCAUCAAUGAUGCCUGCUCUCGCAUGCUGUCUCUCCGAGACAAUUGCCUCCACCCGACAUCCCAGAAGCCCUAUAUCAAAACAUCAUCUGGUGGAGUAGACAACUCCCCUGAAGGUGCUCAACACGAAAUCACACAUGCAUUUGUUGUCGAAUUCAGCAAUGCUGCGGAUCGAGACUACUAUGUUAGCAAAGACCCCGUGCACCAGGAAUUUGUCAAGAGUCUCGGCGGACUGCUCGAGAAGGCCCAAGUGAUCGACUUUACAGAUGGUGUCUUUGGAAAAUAG